AUGCACUGGUCAUCCGACAGCAAACUAUUCGACAAAGAUACGUAUGAUUAUAUUAGUAUCAAACUGUAUGGCGUACUUCGUGGAGAUUCUGUCUCUCACAAGUCUGGCUACAUUAGACCUAUACGACAAGCUUUCGAUUUUAUCGAGAAAUACUUCAAAGAAAAAUUUACUGACUCUCAUCACAAUGUCAAUUCUAGUUGUAUUGAAAGUUUAACGGCGGCAAAGCUUAUUACUGAACUCGAAACAGGAUCUAAAUUUUUAUCGUCAGACGAGGAUAGGCCGCUCACAGAUUUUGCGUUUUUUGAACCAAAUACCAUAAAAGCGAAAGAGAUCCAUCCAAGUUUGAUAAUUGCCUUCAACGGAGCAUAUAAGAUCAAAAGAUCCACAAUGACGUAUUCCACCGAAGUUCGUGGUGGUCAUGGGCUAACUAUCUUGGUUCCAACUACAGGAGAUCAAUGGCCGUCUCUUCUCGAACAUUUCAUUGAUGGAAGUAAAACAAAUGGUUUAUAUGAACGCUUUCUUUACUGGACAAUCGGCAAGAAAAACUUCAUUCAAGAAAAUUCCAUUUUGAACAACGAAUUGCCAUCGAUCGAAUAUCUCUAUGUAACGAGGAUGCUCAUCGGUACACGUAUGUACGAAUAUGAGAAUGAAGUCAUCGAUUAUCUUCGACCUAUUCUGUUGAGUAUGAGAAACAACCAUGCAACUGUUAGUGGUUUAUUCGCUGUUCCAUCGAAUAUUCGAGCUGAAGCAUGUAAACGACGAGGUGCCGAUCUUGUCGAAAGAAUUGCCGUUGUCUUUCAAAACAUUUUUGAUACAUUACGAGUAUUGGAGCCAAUCAGAUCUAUUCAGUUUGAAACCAUCAAGAAAACCACACUGGAUGAUAUUACAAGAAACAUCAAAUCUGUCUUUUAUUCAAAUGAAGGAAUUCGACGGAUCCGAUGCAAUCCUGGUGACGGAAUCGCAUUGGAUUCCGACGGUCUCGGAUCCGAUCGGAUCCCACGUCGGAUCUCGUCGGAACCGAAACAUGGAUUUCCUGGAUUUUCUAAGGGUCAUCNUGAAACAAGUGAUUUGAACUGCCAUAGUAAACCCAUAGCUGUCACAAUAUCAUUACCCUGGGUAUCCAGAGCUGAACGUCUCGAUACCCAGUAG
Adineta ricciae is the source of this 1149-nucleotide messenger RNA. The record is from the annotation of a GenBank genome assembly. Lineage: Eukaryota; Metazoa; Rotifera; Eurotatoria; Adinetida; Adinetidae.